GGCUUAGGAUUAUGUGGAUGGUUGUUAACUAUCAUGUCAUGGAUCAUCAUCGCUUUCACUUUCCCUGUUUCCUUGUGCACGUGUUUAAAGGUUGUCCAAGAAUAUGAACGUGCUGUCAUAUUUCGCUUAGGUCGUUUACUUCACGGGGGUGCCAAAGGACCGGGAAUAUUUUUUGUCCUACCAUGCAUAGAAAGUUACACAAAAGUUGAUUUAAGGACAGUUUCAUUUGAUGUGCCGCCACAAGAGGUUUUGACGAAAGACAGUGUAACGGUAAGCGUUGAUGCAGUUGUAUAUUACAGAGUUUCCAACGCAACAGUUAGUGUAGCCAAUGUGGAAAACGCUCAUCAUUCUACAAGACUUUUAGCUCAAACAACUUUGAGAAAUGUUCUUGGCACGAAAAACUUAUCAGAAAUUCUGUCUGAAAGAGAAGCUAUUUCAAGCUCAAUGCAAGAAACUCUAGACGAUGCAACAGAACAUUGGGGCAUCAUGGUUGAAAGAGUUGAAAUCAAAGACGUCAGAUUGCCUAUACAACUUCAACGAGCAAUGGCCGCCGAAGCAGAAGCAACAAGAGAAGCAAAAGCAAAAGUAAUCGCAGCGGAAGGUGAGAACCAAGCAGCUCACUCACUGAAGGAGGCAUCUGAUGUUAUCAAUAAAUCUUCCACAGCACUUCAACUCAGAUACCUUCAAACGUUGAACACCAUAUCUGCUGAGAAGAAUUCCACUAUCAUAUUUCCUCUGCCAAUCGAGUUAUUAACACAUUUUAUUCGUAAAUCUCAAUCUAAGCCAUCUGCUAAUGAAAGCAGACAUGACGUUGGAAAUAUAAUUUUGAAAUAA
Molecule: messenger RNA, 834 nt
Organism: Helobdella robusta
Lineage: Eukaryota; Metazoa; Annelida; Clitellata; Rhynchobdellida; Glossiphoniidae
Exons: 7
Cellular component (GO): plasma membrane
Source: RefSeq, a predicted model, not a curated record